Dibothriocephalus latus is the source of this 300-nucleotide messenger RNA. The record is from the annotation of a GenBank genome assembly. NCBI's taxonomy places the organism in Eukaryota, Metazoa, Platyhelminthes, Cestoda, Diphyllobothriidea, Diphyllobothriidae.
UUUGGGUUCGACCCCCAGGUAACUGACACACUACUGCUGGGUCCCUCCGGCCUGGCAUCGGAUAUCUGGCAGGUGAGCGACACCCUGAACUCCACAAACGCUGCCAUGACCGUUGUCAGUGACCCUACGCAGUUGUCUAAGGCGGAUUCAUCCGCACUGGCACCAACCUUCGUUGCCGAGGCGCUCGUUGGCGCUCCUUCCUCGUGCCGACCCGCCGCCACAGCACCGGACUCGGUCGAGAGUAACAAGGUGGAAGCUAGCUCCUCAAUCUCACAGAAGUAUCCCCAACAAAAACAGCAG